This is a messenger RNA of Eruca vesicaria subsp. sativa (arugula), 2115 nucleotides long. Lineage: Eukaryota; Viridiplantae; Streptophyta; Magnoliopsida; Brassicales; Brassicaceae. The record is from the annotation of a GenBank genome assembly.
AGAAGAAAGAACUAAGGAAGAAUGAGAAGACGAAAGAGAAAACAGCUGUCAUUGUUUCAGCCUAUACAAAAACCGUUGUGAAUCAAUCAAUCUCCUUCAUCUUCAUCCUCUCUUCUCCUCAGAUGAUGACGAUGAUCGAUAAACCUUUGGAUUCGACGAACCACGUCGUUGAAGAGAUCAUGAGAAUCCACAGAUCCUUACCUCCAAGACCAGACAUCGACGACGUCGAAGCCGCCACUUCUCUCAUACACAACGUCGAAAACGACGAUCAGAACCGCUUGGACGCCAUUGACAGACAGAUCAGAACCUCCGACGUGCCUCGGGAGCUUUUCGACGUGUUGCAGGAGAUGAGGAGAGGUUUCGUUCGUUUCCAGAGCAAAGAACAGAAGAGAGAAGCCACGAAAGUGCUCGAUCUCGAAUCUGCACACGUGGUGUUCGACGAAUUGAUUCAGAGAGCUUCUCAUUGCGUUGCUUCUCCUCCUUCCUUUGAUACCUCUCUGUCUCGGCCUCCACCGGUUGUUUCUCCGGCGAGUUUGUGUUAUUCCGAUCAGACUCAUGCCAAGUCCAAGGAGAUGUUCACGCGAGAUGAUACGUUUGUUACUAAGGUUAAAUCUUCGCUGUAUAGUGACGGUUUCUUAGCUCCUCGUAAGCCUCAGGCUUUGGAUUCAACACUUCAGGCUAAGAAAGUCACUGGCCAGGAAGGGGAGAAGAUGAGUCUCAUAAAGCUUGCUACUUUGAUUGAAGUGUCUGCCAAGAAAGCUACUCAGGAGCUGAAUUUACAGCACAAGCUGAUGGAUAAUCUCGAGUGGCUUCCAGAUUCUAUAGGCAAGUUAUCGAGUCUAGUUAGGCUGGAUCUGUCUGAGAAUUGCAUUAUGGCGCUGCCAGCGACUAUAGGAGGGCUUUUGUCUUUGACGAGGCUGGAUUUGCAUUCGAACAGAAUCGGUCAGCUCCCUGAGUCUAUAGGAGAUUUGAUGAACUUGGUCAACCUGAAUCUUAGUGGAAACCAGUUGACGUCUCUGCCAUCAUCGUUCAGUAGAUUGAUCAAUCUCGAGGAGCUUGAUUUGAGCUCUAAUAGCCUGUCUGUUCUCCCUGAAACGAUUGGUUCUCUCGUGGGUCUCAAGAAGCUUGACGUUGAAACAAACAAUAUCGAGGAGAUUCCGCAUAGUAUCUCAGGUUGUUCUUCCUUGAAAGAGCUCCGUGCAGAUUACAACAGGCUUAAAGCUCUUCCGGAAGCUGUUGGGAAGAUAACUACCUUGGAGAUUUUGAACGUUCGUUACAAUAACAUCCGGCAGUUACCUACGACAAUGUCCUCCAUGGCUAACCUCAAAGAGCUAGAUGUGAGUUUCAACGAGCUCGAGUCAGUACCAGAGAGCUUGUGUCAUGCUACAACGCUUGUUAAGCUGAACAUUGGGAACAAUUUUGCCAACCUGAGAUCACUACCGGGGCUAAUAGGCAACCUUGAGAAGCUGGAAGAGCUUGAUAUGAGCAAUAACCAGAUCCGUUACCUUCCUUACUCUUUCAAAGAGCUUUCACAGCUGCGUGUUCUUCACACACAUCAAAAUCCACUUGAAGAGGUUCCAAGGGAUAUAAUCCAAAAGGGAGCUCAGGUUAUUACUUUAUCUACGUUUAGUCCUUUUUGUCCUGUCUUUGCUUGUAUGGAUGAUUGAUUGUAUUAUUAUGUUUGUCAUCCUCUCAGGCCGUGGUUCAGUACAUGAAUGAUCUAGUGGAGGCAAGAAACAGCAAAUCUCAAAGAAGUAAGCAGAAGAAGAGCUGGGUCGACAGAAUCUGCUUUCUCUGCAAGUCCACGAACAAGAGAACAGGGAGCCACUCUUGAACAAAAUCUGACUUCUUACCAUCAGGUUGAUUUCUUGCUUACAACACAACUCCUGAAAGUCUAAUCAAAGAUCCCAAUGUAUACUUUCUUGUAUUUGUUCAUACCUGACUAGAUCAUGAGGAAAAUGUAAUUCAAUUGCGUCAUCUCUCAAAGUGUUUGUAUUCUUGUUUCCCUUGUUGUAACUUUCUUCUUUUUGAGUGCUGAAUUGUAAUUCAAUGCUUGUUUCGUUUUAAUGUACCAAAACAUGGGCUGUGGAUAUUUACCUUCAUUCUCUGAAGUAA